ACAAACUGACAAAAUCGUAUAAUAUACACGUACACAAACCGUAUAUUAUAUGCUCUUCUUCUUCUUCAUCCCUUAAAAACUACACAGAUAAAUAAACCAAAACCUCUUCUUCCUCUCUCUCUCUCUCUCUAUCUCUCUCUCUCUCUCUCUCACUCAAUGUUGCCUCUUAUCGUCCUCUGCUCUUUCCUCUCUCUCUUCCUCCUCCCGCCGGUGAAUCUCGCCGCCGUCAAUGAUGACGAGUACCUUAAGCUUCCGUUACUACGCAAAUCUCCGUUUCCUUCUCCGACGCAAUCACUGGCUCUAGACACUCGCCGUCUCCAUUUUCUCUCUCUCCGCCGGAAACCAGUCCCCUUCGUCAAAUCGCCGGUGGUCUCCGGCGCAUCUUCCGGGUCGGGUCAAUACUUCGUGGAUCUCCGAAUCGGACAACCGCCUCAAUCUUUACUCCUAAUCGCCGACACCGGAAGCGAUCUCGUUUGGGUUAAAUGCUCCGCCUGCCGGAACUGCUCUCUCCAUUCUCCGGGCACCGUCUUCUUCCCUCGACACUCUUCCACAUUCUCUCCCGCUCAUUGCUACGACCCGAUUUGCCGACUUGUACCCGAACCGGGUCGGGCUCCGAAAUGUAACCAUACCAGGAUCCAUUCCACGUGUCCUUACGAGUACGCUUACGCGGAUGGUUCAUUAACUUCCGGUUUAUUCGCUAGAGAAACGACGACGUUGAAAACAAGCUCCGGUAGAGAAGCGUAUCUAAAGAGCGUCGCUUUCGGAUGCGGGUUUCGGAUCUCGGGUCAGAGCGUAUCGGGUACAAGUUUUAAUGGAGCCCAUGGAGUCAUGGGCUUGGGUCGGGGGCCCAUUUCGUUUGCUUCUCAGCUGGGUCGUCGUUUCGGUAACAAGUUUUCGUAUUGCUUGAUGGAUUACACUCUCUCUCCGCCGCCGACGAGUUACCUCAUCAUCGGCGACGGCGGCGGCGGAGUUCGAUCCGACGCUGUUUCGAAGCUUUCAUUCACUCCGUUGCUCACGAAUCCAUUGUCCCCGACUUUUUACUACGUUCGCUUGAAAUCGAUUUUCGUUAACGGCGCGAAAUUACGAAUCGAUCCUUCCGUUUGGGAAAUCGACGACUCAGGUAACGGCGGAACCGUCGUGGACUCCGGCACAACUCUCGCGUUUUUAGCUGAACCGGCGUAUCGAUCGGUAAUCGCGGCAGUGAGACGACGGAUCCGGCUCCCGAUUGCGGCGGAGGUUACACCGGGAUUCGAUUUAUGCGUAAACAUCUCCGGCGUUUCGAAACCGGAAAAGAUCAUGCCGCGGCUCAAAUUUGAAUUAGCCGGCGGCGCAUUGUUCGUUCCGCCGCCGAGGAAUUACUUCAUCGAGACGGAGGAACAGAUCCAAUGUCUGGCGAUUCAAUCGGUGAAUCCGAAAGUUGGGUUUUCGGUGAUCGGGAACUUGAUGCAGCAAGGGUUCUUGUUUGAAUUCGAUAGGGAUAGAUCACGGCUUGGUUUUUCUCGUCGCGGUUGCGCUUUGCCGUGAUGAUUUUCACCGGAAUAUUCUGUUUCGAUUUACUCAAAGAUUCUUUUUAUCGUUUUCACUUCUUUUUUUUCCCUCUUGGAAGUACGAGAAUGGGUGACGGUUCACUAUUACCGAAAAUAGGAAUAAAAUAAUCUUUUUGGAGUUUGUAUAAUUUCGGAUUGGGAAAAACAAUAUCAAAAGUAUCACUGUAAAAAAAGGGCCAAUAAAUAUAUAAA
This is a messenger RNA of Eutrema salsugineum, 1739 nucleotides long. RefSeq names its product aspartyl protease family protein 2. Gene Ontology annotation, molecular function: aspartic-type endopeptidase activity. The transcript has a single exon. The record is from RefSeq and is a predicted model, not a curated record. Lineage: Eukaryota; Viridiplantae; Streptophyta; Magnoliopsida; Brassicales; Brassicaceae. Bases 157 to 1524 code for a protein of 455 amino acids. Gene Ontology annotation, biological process: proteolysis.